UAUUUCUAUGUGAAUAAUGAAUGAUGCUUGCUGGACUGUGAGUUAGGCAUGGAAGCGGAAGGGGGUAGUGGAAGUUCACUGUGGUGUGGUCCGGUUCUGGGUCGGUGGCGGCUCCCACCUAGGUCUGUCUACAAUCUCCAUAGCCUUUCACAACGUCCGAACCUAUAAUUUUACGACGCAUUCACACUACAAUGUUUUCUCCAUUUGAGACGGCGCAAGGGAAAGACGCCGCCGAGCCCCACCCCCCCUUCCCUCCCCUCCUCCAACUGCGUUAUUCGUUAACAUCGAGAUUUCUACCUGCAGACCUCGAAUUCAGACACGCGACGUCGGAAUCCACGCAGAAGACGCAUACAGCAUGAGCGGCUUGUAGUAGAUGCCAGCCACGGGGAGCGGAAAAAUAUUUCCGGUUGCAAUUGGUGCAUGACGGGGCAUUCGUUGGAGAGCAGUGGUGCAGAUUAUGACCGACUUGUGGUUGUUGGGUACAGACGAAUCUGAUGAUGGUGACAGGAUUUUAUUAAGGGGACGAUAAGGGAGAGGACAUGGAGAUGGCGGAACACGAUGCGGAAGUAGGCGAUGGUUUCUUUGAUAGUGAGGACGAUGACGCGCCAGUGGAUAUGGCUGUUGUAUACGAAGCUAUGAAGCGUGUGCCCUUACCAGACUUCGAUUACGCGGACCGUGCUGCUGCUGGUCCUGCUGCGGUUGCUGACAUAACAGAAGUGAGCCAAUCGAGUGAGCCUACUACUGGCAAGGAUUUUAUUCCAGCAGGUUCAGGCUUUGAAGAUGCGGGGCAAGGCAACAAACGAGGUGCAAGUAGGGCAAGGUCGUUGAAGCGCGUGAAGCUUGCUGGUACUGGAACUGCUACAGAUGAAAAAACUUAUUUGAUAACACCUGUGAAAGGGGGAGGAAACAGGAUUGCAACAGCAGCCAAGGUGGCAGCGAAGGUAGCACCCAAUGUGGUGACAGGAGGUGUGGUUGCAGAAGCUGGUCCGAGACCAGAUUUUAGUUUGUGGACCGUGGAGGAUGAUCUACUAUUGGAGAACGCUAUGGAGGCUGGGGCAGCUGUGGAGGCGCUUGCAAAGGGUGCUAUGCGUUUCUCCCACAGGUUCACUGUGCGGGAGCUGCGGGAGAGAUGGAGAGCUCUGUUGUAUGAUCCUGAAUUAUCUGCUGAAGCUUCUGCGCGUAUGGUCGAAGCUGAAGCAGCUCUCUCUGAUCUCCCUCCUAAAGUCGGCGCCCCUCACGACCGCCAUGCCAAACACUUAGAACAGAAUCGAAAGGCAAAUAGCAUUCGCUUUUUGUAUUACAAGAGAAAGCGACCACUGGUUGAAGGGAAAUUGGUUUCGGCUACAGAAUCACAAACACCUGACGAGGGGACAUUUCGAGAAGUCAGAGAGAAGCAUGAAGAUGGUAGAGAAAAGUCAGUUGUUGCUCCUUUGAGCACUAUGACCCUUGGUAAUGUUGACCCCGGGCUGUUAGAAGGGCUGUUAUCUCCCAAGGGAGGCUCAACAGACUUCGACUGCACGUUCACUCAGAUGGUCAGUCUUCUUGCAGCAGGUGGAGUGGGAGCUGUUAUUGGAGCUUUGCCAGGAAAUCAAAGUUUAGAAAAUUUGGAGGAUCCAAAGAGAAGACAAGAAGUUAAGUGUCAAGAGCCCAUAGUAGGAUCCAUCACCACAGCACCUAAGCGUGAAGACGUAACGGCCGACCAGUUGCAGUCUCAAAUUCCAAUUGUGCCUGGUGGCAACAACGAGUUGAAUUCUUGGGCACAUGUCUCAGUUAAAGAGGUAGUUCUGAAAAUACCGCCAGUACAAUCGGACAUAGAGAAACAAGUUAAGGAAGGUGAAGGUACAGAAGCGAAGGAAGGUAAAGGUAUAGAAUCGAAGGAAGGUGAAAGUAUACAAGUGAAGGAAGUUGUAGGUAUACAAGAGAAGGAAGGUUUAGGUGUUCAAGAGAAGGAAGAUGUAGGUAUACAAGCGAAGGAAGGUGUAGGUAUACAAGAGAAGGAAGGUGUAGGUAUACAAGAGAAGGAAGGUGUAGGUAUACAAGCGAAGGAAGGUGUAGGUAUACAAGCGAAGGAAGGUGUAGGUAUACAAGCGAAGGAAGGUGUAGGUAUACAAGCGAAGGAAGGUGCAGGUAUACAAGCGAAGAAAAUUGUAGGUAUACAAGUUAAAGAAGGUGAAUGCCAAAGCGCUUCAGCGAAUGAUGGCUGUAAAGAAGCAGUCCAUCCAGUUGAAAACCUUGAGUGGAAUGCGAUGGACACGGAUAGCCUCCUUGGAUGUCAGACUCCAAUACAAGCAACUACAGCCUCAACAGUGACAAAGGAGAUUUCUGAUAGUUCACCAAACGUUUUGAUGAGUUGCAAUCUUUCUGACACAGUACAUGCUGAAGUUGGAGGGAAUCUUACUAAACCCAAAACUGAGGAUCUGUUCUGCACAAUGAACUUGGGUAUAGAUGCUUCUGUUGUACCUACCAAGCAGUUAGUUGAUGCGUCAAGUGUGAAAGUUGAGCAGGCAGCGGAAACUGUAGAAGUUGGCUGCAUACCGGGGGUGGAAAUAUCGCAACCUCACCUUGCCAUUCAGGAGAGUCAUCAGGAGGCAUCCAAUCCAAGGGAUGAAACAGCACACGACUUCAGCGGCUCACAUUUACGCUGGAAGCAUGGAGACUCGAUUAACGAUAUCGAACAAGAUCAAGUACAGUAUCUUGAGAGCUACCAGAACCAAGAGCAAGAUUCUGAAAGUGAUCAAGAUUUUGAUAGCGAACAACAUUUUCCUUACAUUGAAGGCGAAUAUGACGGGGAAUAUCACGAUAACGAAGGGUUGGAAGUUCACGCUGGCGACGAGCUAUUGUAUGCAUCAGACAGCGGGGAGGCCAUUCUUCAUCAUGACCUGUCAAUGUCCACUGAUUAUGCGCAAGCUAGACCUAUCAAUGAUACGAUGAUCGAUCCUAUUUUCGGUCCUAUUGUUUGUACACUGAGUACAGAGGACACAGAAAUCCCCAAUCUCGAUGAUGUUCUUCCUCCACCGCAAACUAGUUUUAUUUACAACUCAGAUGGAGAACUAAGAGAUGGCUACCUUCUAGACUGCACCAGUCUGGACGAUGAAGCCGAGGUACCUAGUUCUCCUUCAGAAUUUCAUGUCUACGAAGCAUGGGAGUCUUCGGAUACACUAAAGAAUCGGGUACACGCUUCAAGAUACGAAGAUGAUAAUGUUUGGGACCUGGAGAUGGGCGCUGGCAAGCAAGAGCGUACUUUUUCGCAGUCUUGUGGCCAAAAUGUGAUGGCUGGAAACUUAAACCCAAAUGCUUAUUUCACACGACCCAUGAAGGAUGAAUGCCCUUCCUUGUCAGAUGUUGAUGGUGAAAACCAAUUAAUACAGUUCCCAGCUUUACAAUUACACGAUGCCGAUAUUCAGAGAGCAUCAUCAGACACUGCAGGAACAUUAUCCUCUACAGGCCAGCAUGCCGAAGGGCAACCAAUUCGGGCUGAAGGAAAUGGAGAGUUUUACCAUGGAGAUAUUGAUCCAUUCACAGGACAAGAAGUUCUGGCACGAGUAGAUCCGGAAACUGGCGUUUUGAAAAGUGACGAGGAAGCAAGCGCACUUGAAAUUGCUGAGGAAGAGCUCGAAAGUGAAGCAUAUACUCGCUUUUCAGAUGUUGAAACUAUGAUAAUGAAUAUGGAUCUUGACCCGGGAGUAGACGACGAAUUUUCUGCAUUGGAAGAGUCAAGGCGUAUGUAUAGGCGACAAAGGAGAAUGCUUGUCCGAUUGGAACAAAAUUUCUCAUCUGCAAUGCAACGGUCUCUUACUAAACGAAAAGCACUAGCUAUUUUGUACGGCAGACACCUGCUCUACUAUAUGACCAAACCUGAGGUGUUAAUGGGAAGGAUGACUCAAGACAAUAUUGUGGACAUAGACUUGGGCAAAGAAGGGCGUGCAAACAAAGUGUCUCGGCAGCAGGCAUCACUAAAGCUCAAGGAGGAUGGUUUCUUCUACCUGCGAAAUCUCGGGCGAAGGACUUUGACUGUAAACAAUAUCCCUGUGGAUAGUGACCAACGAGCUAUGCUGGGCUCAAACUGCUUGAUAGAGGUUGGAGGCAUGUGCUUCAUUUUUGAGAUCAAUAAGAGACUUGUCAAGCAACACGUUGCUAGAAUGCAUCGAAGCUCGUGAUUUUUCUUGAAAAACUUGACCCGCCUAAGUUUGUUCUUCCGUUUCCUUGAGACAGUGGUGCUGAAUUAAUUUCAGGAGCCCGUUCCUUCCGGCUCUCGAUUCCGGACAUGGGAUCGGACCCUUGAAAUGACAGCAAUAUAGCAAUUUUCCUAUUGCUACGAACUUAAUUAAUUGGAACACUGUUGCGUCAGAGCAUUUAAUGGGCAAAUCCCAAACUGCGAUUUUCACAGCUACGAGAAUAAGUGCUGCAGUGUAACAGUGAAAUUCCCGAGUAUGAAUGUCUGAUUCUGAUA
Molecule: messenger RNA, 4450 nt
Organism: Physcomitrium patens
Lineage: Eukaryota; Viridiplantae; Streptophyta; Bryopsida; Funariales; Funariaceae
Source: RefSeq, a predicted model, not a curated record